Molecule: messenger RNA, 736 nt
Organism: Tripterygium wilfordii
Lineage: Eukaryota; Viridiplantae; Streptophyta; Magnoliopsida; Celastrales; Celastraceae
Exons: 2
Coding region: 126-458 (110 amino acids)
Source: RefSeq, a predicted model, not a curated record
UCGGUCCUCCACACAAAAAUUCUGAAGUCCAGUUAUGCUUAACUUUCUUUCCUCUCUCUGUCUAUGAAGUAUGAACUAUGAAGAGGUGCAUUUGCAUGUAAGCAGGUUUGUCGGUGCGCGGUGCCAUGGAUAAUUCUUCAAUUGACCAUGUCCUGAAGUUACUAUUAUCACUAGUCCUCCUUAUUGCUCCAGGUCAAAUUCGUGCAGUUGAAUUCCAGCCUAUAGGUCCAGUGGAGUACAGAGUAAUUGAGGCCAAAGCUGAUGGAACUCAACAGCGACGACGACUGGCGCCUUAUCAGCUCUGCUUGGUGUGCAAGUGCUGCGCUGGUAUUGGCGUCGCCACCACCUGUGCCACCAUGCCUUGCUGCUUUGGCAUCGACUGUGAGCUUCCCAACAAGCCUUAUGGGGUUUGUGCUUUUGUACCCAAAUCCUGUAACUGUACAAGUUGUGCCGUCUAAACCUUUAUUUUCCAUCUCCCUUUGAACACACGCCACAAGAAUCAAGAUUAGAUGAAGGCUAUAGCUCACCAAGUCCGUUAUAUCAUACAUGUGACUUCGUUGUUUUGGGUUGGAAAUUAUACACAUGAAAUAGAAACAGAGGUAUCAUUAGAACUGGUAAAGGGCAAGAUAGGGAUGGUUUAAUUACAUUAUGUUGGUUGGCUUUCAGCUUGUUUGGGAUUUCAUUUGAUCAAGAUGUUCUUUUCGGGGUUUUUUUUUUUUUUUUUUUUUAAUUUGAU